UUUCAUUAUGAAUAAUAUUUCAUGAUUAUUCAAUACUCUUCAAUUUUACACCUCCGUAAAAUUAUCUACGUUUGUUACAUCGAAAUACAUCACAAACACUAAAUAUACACUUCCGAUCUAAAGAUAAACAAUUGCAAUCUUUACUUGAACUUAUCUUUUUCCCACGGUUCAUUCAUUAUAUAAACGCCAUCAAACUCUUCAAUUUCAUUAUUCCACUUUGAAUAACAACAUCUCAACAAACUAUCAUGAAGGCUUUUGUUCUCUCUCUUCUCCUUGUUGCUGUAAGUGCAGCUCCUAAACGCCCAUUUGCUCAAGUCACUACAAACUUGGGAAGAAUUGUUGGUGGAACUGACGCCGUUAAAGGAUCUUGGCCUUGGCAAGUGUCCCUUCAACGAUGUACUAGUACUGGAUGUACACACAAUUGCGGUGCAGUUGUUUUGAAUGAAAAUUGGGUGUUGACUGCUGCCCACUGCAUCCAGAAUCCGGAUCUCGAAUCACAUCGUUUAGUUUUUGGUCUUCACGAUCAAACCAAACAAGAUGAAGCCGUCACUCUUAAACCAUCAAUUGUUAGAUUCCAUCCUGAUUUUAUCAAUGACGGUCCUUCCGGAUUCCCCAACGAUAUUGGUGUUAUGAAACUAGAAUCUCCAGUCGAUCUCUCCAGACCAGGAAUCAGUGCAGCCAAACUUGCCCCUGCUGAUGACUCCGCCCUCGACGGAACCGAAUGUACUCUAACCGGCUGGGGAAGAUUAUACGGAUUCGGACCAACUCCCAACAUCCUCCAACAAGCCAACUCUAAGGUAUUGACAACUGAAGAUUGUCAACUUCAAGGAAUUCCUCAAGCAGAGAGACAAUACCAUAUUUGUCUUAACGACGAUGAUGAAACGACUGGAAGUUGUAAUGGAGAUUCUGGUGGUCCAUUGAACUGUGACUUGAACGGUGAAAAGAUUGUUGCUGGAGUAACAUCAUUCGGAGUUUUCAGUUGUCCACCUACUGCUCCAUCAGUGUACGCAAGAGUUUCGCAAUACUUGACUUGGAUCAAUGACAACACACAAGAUUAA
Molecule: messenger RNA, 1058 nt
Organism: Dimorphilus gyrociliatus
Lineage: Eukaryota; Metazoa; Annelida; Polychaeta; Dinophilidae
Source: the annotation of a GenBank genome assembly